AUGAUUAUUGUAGCUAGUAAUUCCAACAACAACAACAAUACCAAGAAAUGCUCUAGCAGUUUCCAUAAGAAAAAGGAAGGAGAAACAAAUGCAAUGAUGGGUAGUAGAAGAAAGAACCAGUCUUGGAAAAAGCAACAAUCUUUUGCUCAACAACAAUAUGUUCAACAACCACAGCUUUCUCAACAUCCAUAUGUAGCAGCUAUUACACCAACUUUCAAGCAACAAGUCCCAGUGUAUCAGUCGACUCAAGCAGUUCCGAUCUUUCAAACAACACCCAACGUUCCAACUUAUCAACAAGCGCCCAACGCUCCAGCUUAUCAACAAAGGACUCCAGCUCUACGACAAAAUGCUCCAUUUCAAAAUAGAAUACAAGGUGGAAAACCUCUGAUUCCUCAGAUCCCUAUGUCUUACACUGAAUUAUAUCCAUCAUUGUUGAAGAAAGGGGAAUUGAUUGAGAAAAAGAUUCUUUCAUUUGGGGAUACUAGUCCGAAUGUCAAAAAUAAUCCUUUGCCCGCUCAUGGGUCUGUAAAUGCUAUUAAUGAUGAGCCUGAUGAAGGUCUGAUGCUUGAUGCAACCAAAAUCAAGACUCCACUCAGAUAUUUUCAUGCAAAGUUAGUGGAGGCAGGUUUAUUGAAGAAUUACCAUAAGAGUUGUGAAGAAUGUAUUAUUGGUCCUAAAGGAUGUGAAAUGGUCCGAAAGGAUAUUCAAGAAUUGAUUAACCAAGGUGUGUUGCAAGUAAGCAAUCGUAUGAAAAAGAAUGAGGUAGAAGUGAUUGAACCCAUCUUCAAUCUACCUGAGUUAAGUACUACAACACCAAUCUUCAACAUUCCAGAUCUAGUAUUCAACAUUCCAGAUUCUACUAUUGUUCAGCCAAUUUUCAACAUUCCAGAAUCAGUUGAACCAAUCUUCAAUAUACCUAAUCCAGUGGUUGUCCAAAGGCCUAUCUCUUUUCCUUUUGAAAAUACUAAAGCAGUUCCUUGGAAGUAUGAUAUGGUUGUGGUUAACCAAAGGUCUGAGAAACUAGGUCAUAAAGAAGGUCUAAAUAUCGCAAGCACUAAUAUAGCAGUGGGAAGUAGAAUGACCCGCAGUGGUCGCAUUUAUACCCCUCGGUUCAACUUGGCUCCGCCAAUUCCACCGAAAGAAACCACCACCACUGUUAACGACAAAGGAAAAUGGGUGAUCACAACUGAUGAAGACGCUGAACUUAUGAGGAUUAUCAAGAAGAGUGAUUACAAGAUUAUUGAUCAGCUGCAUCAAACUCCUUUAAAGAUAUCCAUUUUAUCUCUUCUCAUGAGUUCUCCAGCUCAUAGGAGUGCCUUGCAGAAAUUUGAGGAAAAUCUUAUGGUAAGCCACCUCUCUUCGUUCAGUUACAUUGAGGCUGAUGAGGAUGCUUUGGAAACUUCUUUCUAA
Messenger RNA from Lathyrus oleraceus (garden pea), 1410 nucleotides. RefSeq lists its product as uncharacterized. The transcript is spliced from 3 exons. NCBI's taxonomy places the organism in Eukaryota, Viridiplantae, Streptophyta, Magnoliopsida, Fabales, Fabaceae. The coding region runs from base 1 to 1410 and encodes 469 amino acids. The record is from RefSeq and is a predicted model, not a curated record.